This is a messenger RNA of Myxozyma melibiosi, 2075 nucleotides long. RefSeq names its product putative MFS multidrug transporter. Gene Ontology annotation, biological process: transmembrane transport. The transcript is spliced from 2 exons. Gene Ontology annotation, cellular component: plasma membrane. The record is from RefSeq and is a predicted model, not a curated record. NCBI's taxonomy places the organism in Eukaryota, Fungi, Ascomycota, Lipomycetes, Lipomycetales, Lipomycetaceae. Gene Ontology annotation, molecular function: transmembrane transporter activity. The coding region runs from base 78 to 1682 and encodes 534 amino acids.
CGUGGGACUUUUCUUUCUCCUCCUCCUCCUCCUCCUCCUCCUCUCCUCCUCUCCUCCUCUUUUUCUCCUCAUCCAAAAUGCCCUCCCCCCCUCCGUCUGAAAAGUCCUCGCCGCUCUCGCCCUCGCCGGACGACGACGCGCUCAUCUCCUCUCCCAACGACCCCGCCAGCGCAACCACCGCUGCCACAACCAGCAGCAUGCUAAACGAGAAAGCCGUCAAGGACCCAGAAGAGCCCGACUCCGAGAGCCAUACCGACUCCGUCAUCGACCCGGACGAGUUCCUCGUCCAGUUCGAAGGCCCUGACGACCCCUUCUGCCCGCUCAACUGGACCUUUCGCAAGAAAGCGUUUACGACGAUGAUGUACGCGUGCUGCACCUUUGGCCCGCAGUUCUCGUCGUCGAUCUACGGCCCCUGUGUCGACGACAUUGCUUCUCUCUACGGCGUCUCGCACGAGGUCUCUACCCUUGGUGUCUCGCUCUUCAUUCUGGGCGUCGGAUUCGGCCCUAUGCUCUUCGCCCCCAUCUCUGAGGCUUUCGGCCGCAAGAUCGGCUGCGUCAUUCCCUUCUUCAUCUCUGGCAUCUUCGCCAUCGGCUGCGGUGCCGCAAACAACCUGCAAACCGUGCUCAUCAUGCGCUUCUUCCAGGGUCUCAUGGGCGGCGCCCCUGUUUCCAACUCUGGCGGCGUGCUCGGUGAUAUCUGGCGCCCGGAUGCGCGCGCGACCGCGUUAGUGUGCUAUGCGUUUGUCGUCGCGAGCGGGCCUACUGUCGCGCCCAUCGUUGGUGCGGCGAUGUCGGUCAGAUUGGACGAUGGCUGGAGAUGGACAGAGUACCUGUCUGCCAUCUACACGUUUGUCAUUUCGUUCCUGAUUGCAAUGUUUGUACCUGAAACCUACCACCCUGUUCUACUCUCGCGCAAGGCCAAGCAGCUACGGUUGAGCACGCAAAACUGGGCAUACCACGCCCACCACGACGAGUGGGAUCUGACGUUCCAGCUUGUGGUCACGAAGCACCUCAAGCGGCCUUUCCAGAUGCUCUUCACUCCGAUCGUCACCUGCAUGUGUCUCUAUGGCUCGUUUGCCUUUGGCCUGCUUUAUCUCGGCGUGGUCGCUAUCCCCGUGGAGUUCCGCACUAUUCGCGGAUGGAGUAAACUGCCGUCGAAUCUACCCUCGCUGGGUAUGUUUGUCGGUAUCUACAUCGGUGGUGUGCUAAACAUACUGGGCGGGAUCAGAUAUAAGCGCGCGAUGAAGGCAAACGGCGGAAAACCAGUGCCAGAGGAGCGGCUGAUCGUCAUGCGUCUCGGCUGCUUUCUGAUUCCAAUCGGCUUAUUCAUCUUUGGCUGGACAUCGGAUCCAAAGUACCCGUUCAUCGCGCCCAUUAUCGGCGUCGCGAUCAUGGCCUGUGGAUUCUUCACCUGCUUCCAAGGCUGUCUCAACUACCUCGUCGACGCAUUCACCGUCUACGCAGCCUCUGCCAUCGCUGCCGCCACCUUCUCGCGAUCGUGCAUGGCAGCCGCAUUCCCUUUGUUUGGAAAAGCGCUGUUUACGAAUCUGGGCGUGAACUGGGGCGCCAGUCUUGUUGGAUUUAUCGGGAUCGCUGGAAUCCCGAUCCCGUUCGUGCUGUAUAAGUACGGACCGACGAUUAGAAAGAGGAAUCCGUAUAGUAUAGACGGCACGAAGUAUUGAAGCUGCAUUCUGCAUUUUCGUCGCUCUUUUUUUCUCCUUUUUGCUUGAUUACAAUCUGUUUUUAGAGCAUUGCAUACUCGAGAGAGAACAUUGCAUGAGUUUACGGACUGGCGUUUGUUGAGGUUUUAUUUUUCUUCGUUGAGGUGGCAAGUUAUGUACCGUCAGCAUAAUCCGUAAUUUUUAAUUCUACUCUUUCCAUCUCUUUCCUUUCUGUAGUCAUAUCCGACGUAGAUAGACAAAGAUAGAAUGACAUUACACGCAUCCGAACAAUGCUAACAAAGAAAGUUAGUCAUAUUCCGUUCUGUGUCCAAAGCACAAACGCGUGAAGCGAAGCGAGCUGUCGGAAGUGUGGCGGUUUGGGAGGGAUGGCGGGUAAGGUUUACCGGAUCUACA